Cervus elaphus (red deer) is the source of this 5175-nucleotide messenger RNA. It is a transcript of the gene FAM228B, whose product is annotated as family with sequence similarity 228 member B. The transcript is spliced from 8 exons. The coding region runs from base 4108 to 4890 and encodes 260 amino acids. The record is from RefSeq and is a predicted model, not a curated record. NCBI's taxonomy places the organism in Eukaryota, Metazoa, Chordata, Mammalia, Artiodactyla, Cervidae.
CACUCUGCGUAGUGCAGGGGUGGGGUUGGCCGGAAUCAACCCUCCCCUUCUUCCUUCUCCCUUGAAAAUGCAAAGCUAGUGGCGGCAAAUCAGAUUUUUGUGAAUUUUGAGCCUGUGCAAUCUAGUCCUUCCUUUGGUUUAGCGUGAAAUGCUGUUAGGCACUCAACUUUGAGAAUCCUUCCCUCUCUCUAAGGGAACUAGAACCGGAACUCUUGGCGGGCGACCGGUCCGUUUCCCAGCCUGGCAGGCUUUUGGCUGGUUUGUGCUGUCAGUCUCUUUCUGCCCUUGGUCUCUGUAGUAAGGUGGGCAAGCUGGGUGCUUCUGAGAAAAAAACAGAGGAGCGCUGGGGGGAAAGGGAGGAUAAAAGCAGUCCUGGGAUUCUUUAAACUUCUAUGGUUUUUCCUGUCUUUCCUGAGGAUGAGGGAGUGGCCCCUGGAAGAGGCUGCCCAGUGAGGCAAUUUAGCCUGGUUAAAUAAAAGCUGUAUAAAUGCUUAUUACAUCAGGGUCUCUCAACCUCGCCACAAUUGACAUUUUGGACUAAAUAAUUUUUUGUUUGGAAAGACUUCCCAGUGCAUCGUGGGGUGUUUAGCAGCACCCCUGGUCUCCACCCAUUAGAUACCAACAGCACCCUUCUACAGUUGUGACAAUAAAAAAAGUCUCGACAUUGAGAGAUAUCCCUAGGGAGCAAAAAAACCACCUGCUUCUGGUUACAAGCCACUGGAUUAGAAGAAUACACGUGUAUGUGCACCUGUAUAAAAAGGUAACUUUUUUUUUGGCAGUGUCUUAUAAUUUGCCUCUUCACAUGUGUUCUCUUAUUUGAGUUUUUUUUUUUUUUUUUUUGAGUUUUAUGACACUUCACUAAAAAGGAAUUGAGAUGUAUCAACAGAACGAUUAAUUUGAUUUCAAGGGGCACAUAGCUUAUGAGUGUCAGAGCCAGAAAUCAAACUCUUUGUCUCCUGAUCCUGCCCAAGGCUCUAGAGUAGAAGGAAAGACUACCUGGGGCACCCAUCUGUCCCUUCAAUUACAAACUCCCUUUCUCUUUAUUUACAUCCCUCUCCUGAUAUCCCUCUCUUGCAAGAAGGCUACCCAAGUUACAUAUUUUUAUAAGGCCUGUUUUCCAGAAAUGCCUGUCAGCCACUGUCCCUCCUUUUGUCAUCUGUGUCAAAACCACUAUUGCAAGAAAAGGGACAGAAGAAGCCCAACAGUGUAUUCAGAGGAAAGGUCCAUAGGAGGCCUUUUCUGGAAACUUUGUGGUGGGUAUUUUUUGCUUCUUUUUUUGGGUAGGCUAUAGUGUCUCAGAAGGACCAUGUCCCAGGGAGGGCAGGAACUUAUACUGCUGACUCCCUGAUAAUUAAAGAAUAAGACCCAGGGGACUUCCCUGGAGGUCCAGUGGUUAGGACUCAAAGCUUCCAUCGCUGGUGGCAUGGACUCCACCCCUGAUUGGGGAACUGAGAUCUCACAAGCCACACAGAGCAGCAGGCCUUAUGAAAAUACGUAAUUGUGCGUCUCAGGACACUAACCUCCAAAAGGGUCAACAGAGAGCUCUGCUGGAAACUACAAAAACAGGUUAAUUUCCUUAAAACAUCCUUGCUCCAGCCCCUUUUUGUCAAAAUAUAAGUUGUGGAAUUGGGUGGUAAAUUUUAGAUGACUGGUUGCUGCAUCAGUAUUCCACAGUCCACAUCUCUGGCCUUAGAGGAACUCCCCCACAGGUUCAUGUUUUAGCAGAACAAGCAAGAUCUGUGUUAGGAAUUAGGUGGAAGCAUGUGUCCCAGAAACCCAGCUGAUGUGAGGGUACAACUGCUGCUGCUUAUCCUGAAAGUUAAAUGGGGGUGAGGGCAUAAUCUCUCCCAGAUGGCCUCUGAAGGGUUCUGCGUAAACCAGCAGCUUCUGUGGUAACCACGCUCAAGCUUGGACAGCCCAGCAGCUCAGUGAUGACAACUGGUCCUUGCCUAGAGGAGCUGGGGCAGUUCACCUCUGGGUACCAUGCCAGCUUCUAUGCCUGCAGGACUUUGUCUGGGCUCUUCCUCCCCUUUCUCCAUGGGCACUCCGCCCAGAGGUUGAAGGGCAAAUCUCAGGAGCAAAGACUCAGGAAGGCUGUAGGAAAAGAAAGAGCUUGCAGUCAGCUUGGUGGGGCUGCCUAUUUGGUUACCUGCCUCUGCCAUUUUCCUGGGGACCCAUCCGUAUGACUCAGAACCCAAGACAGUUCUUACUCCAGGCAGUGGUCUUCAUCAGUAGACAAAAAGCAUUUUUAAAAGCUGCAUUCCUCAUAUUUUAAAGUUGAUAUCUAAAACUUUCCAUCUUACAUUUAAGGUGGUACAAAAGAUAUGGUUUCUGGUCAUAAAUACUGACAUUUAAAACUCAUAUCAGGCUUUUAAAUGUAUCAAGUGGAGUUGGAUUUUAGAGCAAUUUAAUACUAUAAUCAUCCACUCAAAAGUACCCAAACAAGUUCUUUAACAGUUGGAAGUUUUAAAAUUUCAUUUUUUCCUAAUACUUAUAUUUUCAUUCUACAUAAAAAUUACAUCCUGCUAUGUUUUAUGCUUUAUUGAUCAUUCUUAUCUACAACAAAAUAUAUGUAACCUGACAUUAGUUUUAAAAUUUUCUGUGAUUGUAGGGCUAUAAAGUGUUAAAUUUCUUCUGGGUUUACUUAUUAUUACAGUAUUAUUAGUUCACAGCUGAUCAAAACAUCAUUUUGAAUUACUUUUAUGUUAUUUAAAGUAUUAUUUUAGGGGAAGUCCCUUUCAGUCCAGUGGUUAGGACUCUCUGCUCUCACUGCUUAUGCCCUGGUCAGGGAACUAAAAUCCCACAGGCUGCAUGGCAUGGCCAAAGUAAAAGUAUUAUUUUGAAUGUUAAUAAUUAUUGAAUAUAAAAUUUUUAUUGGACCAUUGGUGGGGUUGAAUUUUUCCAAAUAAUUAUGUCAUCUGUGGAUGAAUAUUAAUUAUUGCUUGAAUGAGACUAGUUUCAGCAUUAAUCUUUUUCAUUGUUAUGGACAAGCUCUGAGAAACCUAAUUUGCAUAAAUUAGAAGGGAAAGAAAUUUCUUUAUAGGAAUGUCAGCCAAUUAUUUGAAUACCUCUGAGUUAUAUGAUAAAAACCAUAUAAGGAUUUAUCAUCCGAGAUUAUUUUCAGUGAUCUAUUAGCUGGUAACUUAAUUAAGUCUUCCUUCAAUUUUGUUGAAAGCAAAGAUUUGGAAACCAUUCAAGCUGUAAGGGAUUAGUUACCCAGCCCUAUGUGUCAUUCUCAGCUUCUGGGAUUAUUGCCAACAAAGCUUUGCAAAGAUUUAUCAAAUGACUAUUAUUUCUGCUUCUGUUUCUUAGAGGCCCCUUGUUUAUAUAUAUUCAGGAGGAUGUGGAAAGUAAAAGUGUUAAUUCCAAUACACUUUUUUGCUAAGACAAUUCUUUGGACCAAAUCCUUCUAAGUAUGUAUUUGGGGGGGAGGGAUGAACUGGUAGAUUGGGGUUGACAUAUACACAGUACUAUAUAUAAAAUAGAAAACUAAUAAGAAUCUACUGUAUAGCACAGGGAACUCUACUCAAUACUCUAAUGAUCUAGGAGUAGAAUCUAAGAAAGAGUGGCUAUAUGUAUAUGUGUAACUGAUUUACUUUGCUGUAGAGCAGAAACUAAUGGAACAUUGUAAAUCAACUGUACUCCAAUAUAGAUUUAAAAAAUAAAUAUAUUUUAAUUGACAUCUUGGCAUUGUAAACUUAACCCAUUUAUCAACAACAUCUGUGACAUUCUUAUUGGCAAAACCAGCCACCAUUGUUAAACUAAUCAGCCAACUCAUAUUUCUAUCAGGAAAGGUUUCUCAUUUUUCAAGUAAUCAUGUUAUUUCAUGUCUUUAUGAUAACUGUCUUGCUUCUGAAUUUUAAGAAACGUGGAUAAGAUGAGGAGUCUUUCUCUCCUGGAUGAAUUAUGAUACAAAGAUUUUCACUAUUUCUCAAUGAUGCCCUUUUUGAUUUAUUCUCAUGGGACUCUUCUUCACAUAUGAUGUAUUUUUUACAAUACAGGAUGGAAGAGCUCAUUAAGUUUAAAAAUAAUUGAGAAUUUUCCUUUCCUUUGGCACCUUGCAGUUCUCACACUCCAAGCCAAGUAUUACAGUAGGACUGGGGCUGAAUGAGAGUAGGCCUUUCUUUUGCAUCCUGGGACAACUGGCAUUACUGCUCAAUCACAACAGUUUUUCUAGGGAAUCUGUUAUUUGUGACCACAAUGAAAAGUUAUGAGAAUGAUCUGAUAACUGACAAGCUUCCCAAGCUCAAGAGCUCAAGAGAAUGGUUGGAGCCACAGCCACUUUCUUUUAUGGAGGUAUUAGCUAAGGAAGAUGUUGAUGCAGCUAUUCAAUCAAUAUUAUAUAGAGAAAAUUAUAUAAUUAAGGAAUUAGAUAAGUGUUUAAAACAUCAUGACUUCUUAAAUGCAAGAAGAAAAGAGAUAUUGUAUAAAAGAUGGGUUGACCAUGUGGCAGAUCCUCUCCAGAAGAAAAUUAUAGAAAAAGUUACUUCAUAUAAGAAGAUUAAAAAAAGAAGACAAGAAGAAUUAGAUGGUUUUUUAAAAUAUGUAAAUAAAAAGGGAAAUGCAUUUAUAGAGCAUUAUGAUCCAAAAGAGUAUGAUCCUUUUUACAUGAACAAAGAGGACCCGAAUUUUCUGAAGGUUACCAUCCCACCGUUUCGUGACCCUUUGAAAAAAGCACAAUAUGACAAAGAUGAUGGGAAAAGAAUUCUUCUUCAGUGUGAGACUGGCAAAAUAUAUACAAUGAAAGAAUUUAAAGAGGUUGAGAAGGCCAAACUGCAUUCCAGAUUCCCAGGAAUUUCUAGUUCAAGGCAUUUAAUGACUCCAAAUGAGUGGAUUAGACUGCCUCCAAACUACAUAGAAAGUGAAUUUUGUAAAAGGAGCAGGUUUUAGCAACCAAGGAGUACACACCCUGGUCCUUGACUGGUCAAACAGGACACAAAAGAAGGCUGCUUCAAAGGAAGCCAUCUGCUGCAGGAAGCGCUCAGAUUGAGGACGGAGGAAGGCAUUCAAGAAAUGUUCUCUAAGAAAAGCAUCUGCAAUGAAGUUUGUCUUUGAGUCUAAUUGUCUGUAUGAUAAUUAAGAAAUGACCAUACUAUAUAUUGACAGUUAUUGCAAAUGUAUUUCCCACAGGAGUUAAAUGUUGCCUCAGAGAUAAAUAAAAAUACUGUUGCCUUA